This is a messenger RNA of Spinacia oleracea (spinach), 691 nucleotides long. RefSeq names its product NADH dehydrogenase [ubiquinone] 1 beta subcomplex subunit 3-B. Gene Ontology annotation, biological process: mitochondrial respiratory chain complex I assembly; electron transport chain. Gene Ontology annotation, cellular component: mitochondrion; respiratory chain complex I. The record is from RefSeq and is a predicted model, not a curated record. Lineage: Eukaryota; Viridiplantae; Streptophyta; Magnoliopsida; Caryophyllales; Amaranthaceae. The transcript has 2 exons. Bases 122 to 331 code for a protein of 69 amino acids.
GUUAUCGACGUUAUACCUCCUCCCCUCUUCAAACGAAGAUAAAUUAAAGAAAAAAACAUUGCUCAUCUAAGUUAGAGAUAGAAAGUGGUUAGCGGAAGAGAGAGAAAGAGAAAGCAGGAAAAUGGCGAAGCCUUUGGGAUCAACUGGGGAGUUCUUCAGGAGGCGCGAUGAGUGGAGGAAGCACCCGACUCUCAGCAAUCAGCUCCGCUUCCGCCACGCCGUUCCUGGCCUUGGGCUCGGUGUCGCCGCCUUCUGCGUUUACCUCGUCGGCGAAACCGUCUACAAUCAGUUUUACUCCCCCCCUCAUUCUUCCUCUUCUUCUCACCAUUGAAAUCUGAAGAUCAAUUGCCUACUUGGGUAUGCCAUUCUUCGAUGGAAGCGUGGUAAAGGUGCAGGCGUGCAGCUGAAUCUUGUAUAAUCCUGAUAUGUGGUAUUCAAUAAGUUCUUUCACCCUAAUACAGAUCAUUUAUCUAAACACGGUGGUUCUUUGUGGACUUGAUUUGUUGAUUAGUGUGGAACUUGUGUUUUAUUCAACCUUGUUAACUUGCGGUUUGGAAUGGAAGCUUGGCUUUCAGACAGGCAUUCAAAACUAUUUUGUGUACAACUCUUUGUUUAUUUGUUGAUGUCUCUCUUUGAGGCCACUUUUGUAUCAAAUGUUUUUGAUCCUUUAUAUUGUGUAUUUGGCAUGGCA